AUUCCCAAAUUAAAUUGGAAAGAACUUAUACAUUAAAACAAAGCAAAGCACAGAAAGGCAGAGAGAUUGGAUAGGAAGAAGUUGGGCAUGGGGAAUCUAUUAGGAUGGCUCGUGACCUUCUUCUUCCUCGUCUCCCUUCUCUCCAUCAUCUGCUAUCAGCUUAUUUGUCUUAUUGAUUUGGAAAUCGAUUACACUAAUCAUUACGAUUCGGCGGCACGGAUUAACAAGUUCGUCGUGCCGGAGUUCAUAAUCCAAGCCGUUUUCUGUUUAGCCUGUUUAAUUACAGGACAUUAUCUCCUUUGUUUCCUGUCUCUCCCAUAUUUAUACUAUAAUUUCAGUUUGUAUAGGACGAGAACACAUUUAGUUGAUGUAACAGAGAUAUUUAAUCGGCUCAACUGGGAAAAGAAGCAACGACUUAUCAAACUUGGCUAUCUUUCUAUGCUUUUUCUUGUUUUAUUUUUGGUUGAUUUGGACAGUGGGAACUGAUAAUUAUUAAACAGGCUUUUGGUAUAGGUUUAAUGCACAAAUUGAUCCCUGAAUUUGAAGCAAUGUAUGAGAGUUUUUUGUUACAUUUUUCCAAUGAAUACGAAUGCAACAACUAAGGCGGAAUCGGGAUGAAACUUCAAACGCGUAACACUCCCUAUCCGGCUUGAAAGUUAUACAUGAAUCGAAGAAGUCACAUACGUGAGUCGGAGUAGAUACAGAACUGAAACUUUUAGAAACUUUUAUAGCAUAUUCAAAGAUGCA
This is a messenger RNA of Hibiscus syriacus, 747 nucleotides long. Its product is annotated as protein cornichon homolog 4-like. The record is from RefSeq and is a predicted model, not a curated record. Gene Ontology annotation, biological process: vesicle-mediated transport. Lineage: Eukaryota; Viridiplantae; Streptophyta; Magnoliopsida; Malvales; Malvaceae. The transcript is spliced from 5 exons. The coding region runs from base 88 to 486 and encodes 132 amino acids.